Molecule: messenger RNA, 1017 nt
Organism: Epithele typhae
Lineage: Eukaryota; Fungi; Basidiomycota; Agaricomycetes; Polyporales; Epitheliaceae
Exons: 10
Coding region: 1-1017 (338 amino acids)
Source: RefSeq, a predicted model, not a curated record
AUGCCAGACUGGAACUCUGUCGAAGAGCUCACGCUCGAUGGCGCCAUCUUCCUCAAGGUUAUGCACGCCCUCGCCGGUCUUUACUUCUGGGAAGUCGUCACCUCCCUCGACUACGACUGGUCUUUCCUCACCGGCAAGAGGCGCUUCCACUACCCGGCCGUGUUCUACUUCCUCAACCGGUACUGCCUGCUCUUCACCAUGAUCGGCAUUUUGAUCGCCCUCGACACCACCGUUGAGAUCAACUGUCAAUCGCUCUACACCUUCAACCAGAUCAUGGGUCAGGCCGCCUCGGGUUUGGCUAGCAUCAACCUCUCCAUCCGCACCAUCGCUCUGUGGUCACACGACAAGCGCAUCAUCGUUCCUCUCGUGAUCAUCAUCCUCGGCCACUGGUCCCUCAUCCUCCAGGGUGUCCUCCUCACUGCCAUCUGGGUCCCUGGACAAGGCUGUGUGGUGUCUGGAACCAAUAACACCAUCCUUGCUGCGACAUUCAUUUACUCCAUGGCCUUCGACCUCGUCGUCCUCCUCUUGAGCAUGUACAAGCUCGUCCUCGGCGUUCGCGGCGGUCGCUCCCAGCUUAUGUCCCUCCUUUUCAAGGACGGUCUCGUGUACUUCUUCAUUGCCUUCUUCUCCAACCUCUUGGCCGUCGUGUUCAUCCUGCUCAACCUGAACGCGAUCAUGAGCGUCAUCUUCAAUGUACCCGCCGCGAUCUUCUCCACCAUCGUUGCCUGCCGCGCCGUUCGUCGUCUCACCAACUUCGCCAACAAGGGACCCGAGGUCUUCGUCAGCACUGGUAACAGUUUCCGCGCCGCCCCCAUGGGCACGACUCCCACCGUCCCUGUCGGUUCCCGCGGCACGAUGAAGAGCAACAAGGGCGAGGGCGUCCACGUCCAGAUGCAGACGUUCACCAUGGCGGACGACCACCUCUCCGAGUACGACGCCGGCCAGAAGACGCAGAUCCCCGACCUCGAGACCGGCGACGUCGAGAUCAGCCGCGAGUUCAAGCGCCCGCCAUACUGA